Messenger RNA from Tripterygium wilfordii, 954 nucleotides. RefSeq names its product actin-depolymerizing factor 2. The record is from RefSeq and is a predicted model, not a curated record. Gene Ontology annotation, biological process: actin filament depolymerization. Lineage: Eukaryota; Viridiplantae; Streptophyta; Magnoliopsida; Celastrales; Celastraceae. Bases 154 to 573 code for a protein of 139 amino acids. Gene Ontology annotation, cellular component: cytoplasm; actin cytoskeleton. The transcript is spliced from 3 exons. Gene Ontology annotation, molecular function: actin filament binding.
AGGAUAUCGUCUUUCUGUAUUCCAUUUCCACCGAUUAAAAGGGGGCUUCUUCAUCUCCGCUCAGCCCUUGUUGAUCGGAGAGAAGACUCGUUGCUGUUUCUUCUCCUUUUGUUGAUCGCGUUCUUUGUAACUGUCUCCUAGCAGCCGAACCUAAUGGCCAAUGCAGCGUCUGGUAUGGCAGUCCAUGAUGACUGCAAGUUGAAAUUUUUGGAGCUCAAGGCGAAAAGAACAUAUCGGUUUAUCGUAUACAAGAUCGAGGAGAAGCAAAAGCAGGUUGUUGUGGAGAAGCUUGGGGAGCCUGCCCAAGGCUACGAGGAUUUCACUGCAAGCCUUCCUGCUGAUGAGUGUCGUUAUGCUGUCUAUGACUUUGAUUUUUUGACUGAAGAGAAUGUCCCAAAAAGCAGGAUUUUCUUCAUUGCAUGGUCACCUGACACCUCAAGGGUCAGAAGCAAGAUGAUUUAUGCAAGUUCCAAGGAUAGAUUUAGGAGAGAGCUUGAUGGAAUUCAGAUAGAGUUGCAAGCCACUGAUCCAAGUGAGAUGGGUCUUGAUGUCUUUAAAAGCCGUGCCAACUAAACAUGAAGGAUAGUUCUUCAGGCAGGAACUUCUUUUAUAUGGUCUACUUGGGUGAAAUGUUUAUAGUUUUUUGGAUGAUAAGCUUGGCUGAUUUCUAUGGUACUGAUAUCCAAGUCUUACUGUAAUUUUUUACUUCAUCUUGAACAUGCAUCAGUUGUCUCUGGAAUCUUGUUGUGAUUGUGAUUUGUAAAACCCUCUCUCUCUCUCUGGUUGUUCUCUUAAGCCUUAUUUCUGAGAGGGUAAUAUGUAUCGGUCUGUGAAGGUGUUGCAUUAGAUGCCACUUUUUCUAUAAAUUUCAAAUAUUUGGUCAGUUUACCUUGGAAUGUUGGAAAUACUUUCCAUUGAAGUAGGAAUAUUGAGAGGGCUUUAUUUUUUGGGGUG